Messenger RNA from Wasmannia auropunctata (little fire ant), 5619 nucleotides. RefSeq lists its product as uncharacterized. Bases 14 to 4807 code for a protein of 1597 amino acids. The record is from RefSeq and is a predicted model, not a curated record. NCBI's taxonomy places the organism in Eukaryota, Metazoa, Arthropoda, Insecta, Hymenoptera, Formicidae. The transcript has 5 exons.
AUCAAUAGACGCUAUGACUGGGAACCCUGUGAACGUACGCCGCGGAAGAAUGGUGCUGUCCGAUCUGGAUCAGAUCAAGAAGAAUGAACGCGACCGUCGGCGAAGGUUACGCUUGGAGCAGGUCCGGCAGCAGUCAAAGGAGAUAUCAAAUCGCCUUUUAGAACGCGCCAAGAAGAUAGCGAGGGAAGAGCUUGAUAAAUUGGAGAAAGAUGAAAAGUCCGAGCUCAAGCAGAUGUACGACAGAAAGAUCAUGGACUUGCAACGCAAGUAUCAGGAGGAUUUGGAGGACAUCGGUCAGGCCCAUGUCUCUGCUGCUUUGCAACCGGACGCGAAUGCGAUAAUCGAAGAGGAGGUAAGGAAAGACAGAGCUGCGGCGUUAAAAAGAGGGAAGGAUGCCAUCGAACGCAUGAGGGAAGCGAAACAGACAGAUGGCACGGAAGCGGCUCAUCAGGAAAGAUUGCGCAGAGUCCGAGAGAUAGAAAAUGUAAGGGCUGCAUUGAUAGCCAAACUUCCAAAGCCAUCCGAGGAGAAUGACAGGACGGAGAGAAAUCCUUCUCAGUGUGUAAAUAAGGAAAUUAUGCACGAGGUGUUAAGCCCGAGAAGAAAGAGCAAAAAGGUUCUUCCAAAAAAAUCGCCCAGGACAAAGAAACCUAAUUUGAAGGAGCAACAUCAGAAAGCAUUGUCGCCGAAACCAGGGCCUUCGGAAUUACAAAGGAAAUCCGCUGCUCAGUCCUAUGAGUUAUCCUCGAAGAAGAAAGCAGACAAAUAUGCACUUGAUCAUGACAUCGAUCAUAUUGAUGAUGCAAGCGACGAUCAAGUACCGCGAAGAACAGUGCCGACCAUGAGCACUAUUCCGACUAAGAUUGACAAAACAAUGAGGUACAAUCCCGAGGAUUACACACACGACACAUCGGAUGAUUCGAGCAGCAUCAGUAGUAGCUCUAGUAGUAGUUCCAGUUCAACCAGCGACGAUUUGUCGUAUGUUUCCGAUACCGUCGAGCAAACUACAUGCAACAAGAUUCCGAAGACUUCAGUUUUAACGGAGAACAAAGUACGAUCACAAUACGAUCACAGCGUGCAUCAGAGAUUUAAUUAUGACAGGCCUGUUGCUAUGGUCGAAAGAACCGACAUCAGAAGUGAGCCAAGCGCGAUGGAAGUGGCGCAAGCAAUGAAUGCAGAGAAUGCAGAGAGGCAUGUAUCUAAAGGUUGUAAAUCAAGUGCCCAACGUCGCGGCGAGGAUGCGAUUUUGCGGGAGAAAGUACGGAGGGAUUAUCAGACGCUCCUGCAGAAUCUGGAUCAUCUCGCGCAGGAGGAACGCAAGCUGAAAGCUAGUCAAAUCCCAUCCGCGGAAGAAGACACGCACAUGCGAUUGCAUCAGAGAAGUAAAUGCCAAGAGGAACAUCAAAAGAAGUUAAACCGCGCAGUUAAAAGGGUCGUCUGUCCGGGCAGUACGCCGACUCAGUGCGCUCGUCUCACGGAGAGAAUCAUUACUUUGCCAAUGCAAAAGAAAGACGACGUGCGCGAUGACGUACCUCAUUCCACGUGGCAAGAUCCUCAUCUCAUUGAGGAGCAAGCGGACGUUUGUUACACACCGCUGGAUAGAGAUAGCGAGAUGUCGCGCGAAGAACAAAUAUUGGACAUGCUGAGGAAAGUUGAAAGACAAAAGAGAUUGUUGUUGCAAGAAUUUGGCGCCAGUUUGCCGGACAAUAUAUUUAAUGCCAGCAUGAAGCCGCUGUUCGAAGAUACAACGCCGACAAGAGCACCGGAAGCUGACACUCGUCCCACCAAGCCUUUGUCACCUGAAAUCAAAGUCAUAAAUAUGUCCAGCAGCGACGAAUGUAUUAGGAAAGAGCGCAGGGCGAAGAGACCGGAUAAAUCGCCUGUGAAAAAGAUUGAGAUUGCAAUUCAGACAGCACUGAAAGAAACGAGUCCAGCGGAGAACAAGAGUGUACAAGUGGAACUACCUCAAGAAGACGUGCCACGUUCCAGCAGAGAUGCAACCGAACGAAUACCGCAUCCAAUCGAGCCAAAAAUUACCAUCAUCACGCCAGAGACGGACGAUAGUAGCAACGACUCGACGAGCUCUGAGAUCAGUGGUAUGGUCAUUGAAAUUGACAACAAGGAAGUAAUUGUAACGCCCAAGAAGAAGAGAAGCAGCGUGAGAGUAUCGAAGCGAUCGUCACAUCGAGUUUAUCAGAAGAUUCGCUCGACAUCCGUCAGCUCUAAAGCGACGUCACCCGUGAAGAGGUUCUCGCGAUCUCAGUCGGGCUCUCGUCUGACCCCUCAGAAGAAGACGAGAUGUUUGGACACGCCCGAUACGGCUACCCGAAAAGUUGACAUACACGUGAGCAGAUCUGCUCAAGUUGACGACGAGACGGAUCCGUCGCAGGAAACGAGAGUGUCGAUAGACGCCAGCGCGGAAAGCUCGCAGACGUUUUCAGGCGUGAACGAUCGAGACGAGUCUACGGACAAGCCGUAUCGGGUUCGGACGCGGAUGAAACGGUGGAUUCGGAUAAAGGACACUUCGGACACGUCAACGUCGUUCGCAAGUCCACCGCCAAUAAGGCCUAGAUCGAUAUUCGACGCUCUGACUAACGUCACGCCGAUCUUGGAGAUGCUAGACUCCCCGGCACCCGAAUUAAGAAGAUUACAGCAGGAGAUCAGCCCCGUUUCCACACCGGAAACUCCCUCGCCGCGUACAAUGAUGAUGCCGUCGAACAUUCCACACCGCGAUAGGAUUAGCAGGAUGCUUAGAUUUAGCUUAAAUGAUUUUCAGGCUGAUAACAGUACUGUGAUGUCGUCGACGCAACGCGAUCAGUCCACCUUAACAGAUCCAUCAGAUAUUUGUCAGCAGAGAUCUGAAGCGUCAAGACGUAUAUCUACUUCGCAGGAACCAUCAUCCAGAGUCUGCAUCUGCAAAAAUCCCCAAUGUAAAUUGUUACAUAUGAAGCUUGACGAUAUUCACGAUUAUGCUUUGAAGAAUUGUCCUGAAAUAUUGCAAAAAUACGAAGACCUGCAAAACUUGUGUGCGGAAAGAAUAGCAUCGUUAACCGACCUCAUCGAGAAAGUACGAAAUGAACAGAAAGAUAUGGAUUUUUCACUAAUCAGCGAUGAAACUAGCUUAAUGCAGUCAUCUACGCCAAAACCAGCACGUAAUGAUGCGCAAGCAGUACGUAGAUUGAUUGACAGUAUAGAAGCAAUUCAUGGCCAACUCGCGAGAACUCUUCUUGAAUCACAAAGAAUUAUGCGUGGAAACGAAGCAACUUCGAAGGACGAAGCCUCAUGCGAUGCGGAAAUCCAGGCGAUCACUUCCACUCCCCGAAGUAAAUUAGUAGAUACUGUUAAGGCACAGGAAUCCAAAGUAGUAGAGGGCAGAGCUAUGCCAAAGAUUAUAAGCAAUGAAAGAGUUAAUAUACAGCUUAAUCGAUUUAAAAUGCAGCCAAAACCUCAAGCAACGUCGGCAACAAAAACGUUGGAACGUAACUCUUGGCCGCCAUGUACACUUCCUCUUCCCGAAGAAGAGAUAAUAGAGAAAUUAUCGAAAGAAAUUUUAGAACAGAGUAAAAAUUUGGAAAAAGCAAGCACCGCCUUUGCAGCCUCAAAAGAAAAUGAUGAAACACAGCAAAAAGUGUCGUCUUUUAAGGAUCUUAAUUUGAAAAAGAGUGCCUUAUUAGAACAUGAAAAGGACAAUAGUGCUAAAAAGGAAUUUAUUUCUACUCCAGAGACAGCAAAAGAAAACAGUUUUGUUCCUAUAUUAACUGGCAUUCCCAAAAUAUUGCGCAAUUAUGGAAAUGUGACGUCAAUAAGUGCAAGGCCUAAACCCCCUGUUACAUUGUUAAAUGGACUAUACAGACCAGAAUUAGAAUCAUCAGGACAUGAAUUAUCAACGAUAGUGGAAUUUGAUACAACAGAUGCAGUUAACAAAAGUAGCAAGAGCCCAGCAAAGUCUAAGCCGUCUGUUCAUGUGGCGCCUUUACCUGUUCAGAAUCAAAAUUCCUCGAAGAAAUCGACGGAACCGUCAUCCGGUAUAAAACAUUCUGCCGAAAAGCUAUCUUUUGCACAGAAAUCACAAGAAACCACGUCUGUUUGUAAUUCUUCUGAAAAAUUAAAAAAUAUGGCCGAUUGCAUUACGGAAACGAGAAUCGAAGCUGAGCGGGAGUAUAUGCUUGAAAAAUCUAAUAAACAGUUACAGUGUAACACAACUACCGAAGACCCUGUUUCUCAAGCGAAAGAUAAACUCGGUUCUUCCAUAAGUACCGAUCUUAAUAAUCCGCUUAAAGAAAGUAAACAUAAAACGACGUCCACUAGUGCGUACAGUUUUUCCGGAUUAUCUGGUAUUUCCGAAAUAACGAGUUCCCCAUCGUCGGACAUAUUGAAGCAUACCUCAUCGCCGGAAGAGAUGGAAACGGCUUUAAAAAAACUGGGUUUGGGCUGGGCGGUUACGACGUUGAAGAAAACUCGAGAAGCAAGUGCCCUUAGUUCGUCCUCAAAUUCGGACGUUACGCCAAUAAAUACAGCUAGAAGGAUGAUCUCUCCCACUAAGAAGCAGUACGAUUCAAAUGGCUUUCCGGAUAUCAGCGACGUAUCGUCGAUCUCGAUCAAGGAAGCUAGCAAGAGUACCGAACAAGCUGUGCUCUUGAAAGGAAGGACUUCCACGCCUAAAUUCCAAAAUUCGAAUUCCAACAGCGAGAGGUCCAGUACUACAAAUACAUCCGAGAGCGUUCAAGAUCCAAGUGACAGUUUAACUGUACCUAAUGUGUCACUUACAAAAACAAAAUCUGAUAAUAAGCAAUUACAAAGUCCUUGACAGAAAGUGUUUUAUAUGUAUAAUUUUAUUGUUUACCUAUUUAGAGAUAUAUACUAUUAUAUUUGAUUUUUUUUUAUAAGGAAUUAGUCGUAAAAUAAGAUCUACUCUUAAUAUAUAUGGGACCAUUUUUGAACGUUGACGUAAAUAAUUUUUAUUUUAAUACAUAAUUGUAAUAAAUAGUACGCUCAUGCUUUUGUUAUGCAAGUAGCUCAAAAGAGAAUCAAAUUAUUCCUAAAUAUCACAAAAAUCCAUAAAAUAUUAGGCUUUAUCUUUAGAUAUAUUGUCUGGGUUGCCCUGAAUUGUAUAAGUAUAAUAAGAAAAUGUUAUAACUAAUAUAUUACAUCUUAAUAUGUUAUCAUUAUUUUAUAGAAAGUUUAUAUUCAAACUUUCCAUUUUACAUCUUAUUCGAAAAAUAAUUAUAUUUCUAGAAACGAAACUAUUAUUGGUUCUAUCGGUUUUAUAUUAUGAUUACAAAUGGAUGAGAUUCAAUUGAACGAGAAUUGAAUAUCGCGAAUUAUGACUAUCGUGUUUAUAUAUAUUGACAAGCUUUUUCUAAUAGAGUUUAAGCGUGAGAUUACACACAUUGAAAUAUCAUGUUACAAGGAAUACAUACAUAAAAUUAAAAGACUGACGGCGUAAAAAAUUCUAAACAAAUGAUUUUUAAGAAAUGUAUGAUUUGUAAAAUAGAGAAGCUAUGUGAGAUAACCUUUAUAAGAAACAGAAGAUAUAUAAAGUGAUAUAUAUGAGAUAUGCACAUAUCUGCAUUUCUCUUGUUUUAUACUUUUUUAAAUAAAAAAUAUAUAUAUCCCAGA